ACAGUCCAUGGCCACAUGACAGCGGAGCUACGUAGAGGAGCUCGGUGCAUCGUGCUGGCGUCCUGCUUCGGGGCUCCAGCGCGCAUGCGUCAGGUUUGGGUUGAAGUAUCCAAUAUGUCGCUGGAAGAUCCGUUCUUCGUAGUCAAGGGGGAGGUCCAGAAGGCGUUGUCUCGUGCCAGGAGCCUUUACGAACGCUGGGAGGAGCUUCUGGAGGAGGGCACUCAGGUGAGCAAAGAUGAGCUGGACUGGAGCACCAAUGAACUGAGGAACUGUCUCAGAGCCAUAGACUGGGACCUGGAGGACCUGAGUGAAACCAUCAGUAUCGUUGAGUCCAACCCGGGGAAGUUCCGCCUGGGGGAGAAUGAGCUGCAGGAGAGGAGAGACUUUGUGGAGCGGACACGGCAGGCCGUACAGGAGAUGAAGGAGCAACUCUCCAGUCCCUCUGUUGUGGCCCAGGCAGAGAAGAAGAACAGACAGGCUCUGAUGGGUGCCUCUGGGCAGGACAGGUCUGAUGGUCUGGAGUCUCACCUGGUGUCAACCAACUCCAGAUACAUCCAGGAUCAACAGGAACAACAGCAGUUGAUCAUGCAGGACCAGGAUGAGCAGUUGGAGCUGGUGACAGGAAGCAUCAGAGUACUGAAAGACAUGUCAGGACGCAUCGGAGAUGAACUAGACCAGCAGGCUGUAAUGCUAGGAGAGUUUGGAGAGGAGAUGGACCAGACGGGUUCUAGGAUGGACUCUGUCCUCAAGAAGAUGGAGAAAGUCUCCCACAUGACCAGCAGUAGGAGACAGUGGUGUGCCAUCGGAGUACUGGUGGUCAUCAUGGUAGUUGUUCUCAUCCUCUUCUUCACCCUCUGAGUACGGACCUCUUCACUACACGACUCUACCACACUCACCCACUCCUUCCUGGGGAUGAACGAUGGAUGAUGAAAUGGAUGGAGGCAUCGAUAAAGGAAACGGGGAAUCCAAUCCAACCCUCGUCUUUCCUUUGUCAAAGAUUAUUCAGAGACUAAAUUCCCCUCUAUCUUUCUAUUACUCGUCUCUCUCUCUGUGUCUCUGUCUAUCCCCGUUUCCCUCCUCUUUCACCACCCAUAUCAGAGGAGUGAACAGCAGUGAGAUGACGGUUACAUUAUAUUAUAUAUUCAGGCAAAGCUAAGAUGUCUCUUAUGUGUGUGAAUUAUGGUACUGACUUGGAAUGAUGGGAGAUGUCAAUGUUGCCUUUUCUAUUUUUAUACGUCUGAGAUGAUCUAUGGUCUUCAUCCCAAAUAGAACCCUAUUCCCUACAUAGUGCACUACUUAGGAUUGGUAUAAUCACCUAGGUCCUAGAUCAGUUGUUAGGUUAACUUCUACCUUGUUCCAAAUCAUCUGGCCUGUUGGAAUACCUUUUCACAGGAGGUAGAAGUUACCCCUAGACACGUUUUAUGUAAUUUCCCCUUCAUGGAUAAAGGAUUUGAGGUUAGUGAUCUAAUCCCAGAUCUGUGGAUAUGGGAAAGUUCAAGCCUAUGGGGAUAGCUUUACCAUAGUAACAGUUGGAGUUCUGGGUUGCUGGGCAGGAAAUUAGCAGCAAAACAAGUUAAUUUGAAGCUCUUUUGCCCCCUAGUGGACAUUUAUGGCCAUGUCAUAAUGUGAACUAGCACACUGACUGAUGUGAUGGUCCGUUUUCAGAGGAGUGCUGAUAUAGGAUCAGUUUUGCCUCCUACUCUGAGACUCUUUAUGAAUAUGACCCUGAGGUGAUUUUAUAAUAUUGUGUAAAUAAAUAUAAAUGUAAUGCUUGACAUUGUGGGAUGUAGCCUUUCUCAAGACAUAUCUCUAUGCGAGUUUCCUGCCUAGUGUCUUUUGGUUGGCACUGCCACCUUGGUCCCAAUGGUACCCGUUUGUGGGCUGGUAUUUACAUUGUACUGAUUGAAUCACUCAAGUAUUCUUUCCAUGCUCUGUUCUACUGAAAUCUGUCUCUAUCACAUUCUCCAAUGAUUUAUUAGGAACUCUCUCAGGGUGUAUUGACUGGUACAAUAGGCCCUGUUCUAAUGCAUCCUUCCUUCCGACCCUCACCACUGAUCUAACGACACAGUGGAAAGUAGCCUAAAUUCCACCUAUCCAACUUUGUCAGAUCAGUGAUUGUGCACAAACAAGGUUGCAUUAGAAGGGUUUGAACAGGGCCUUAUUCUUCCAAGUCAAAAAGGAAAAGGUUAGCACUUCACCAGUGCCAAUGUGUUUCUCAUGCUAUGGAAAUUACUAGAUGCCUCGUGGGAAGAAUGUAUUGUGUAAAUACCAUACAAAAUGGCCGCCUUCCUGCUUUUUGUUUGUUAACAUUUCCAUGUUGAAUGGAAGUUUAGAACUGUACUAUUUUGUUGCCAUGUGAGUGCAGUAAACAUUGGUGAAAGGUUGGUUUCAAGUUUGUCUCUUAACCCAAAAAACAUACGUUGUCUGUCACCGUCUAAGAAUGAACAUGAGUCAUUUCAAAUGCUUUGUCGUAUCAUCAGCCUGAAACGUCAAGUAAACACUCCUUUUUUGUAUGUCGCCCAUCCUAAAUGUUUUGCCGUCAUUGUAGUUUCUUGAUGAAAAUUUGUUCUUAAUAAAUCAUAUGCUUUUAAA
Salvelinus fontinalis (brook trout) is the source of this 2592-nucleotide messenger RNA. Its product is annotated as syntaxin-10-like. Gene Ontology annotation, biological process: Golgi vesicle transport. Lineage: Eukaryota; Metazoa; Chordata; Actinopteri; Salmoniformes; Salmonidae. The record is from RefSeq and is a predicted model, not a curated record. Gene Ontology annotation, cellular component: membrane.